This is a messenger RNA of Dissoconium aciculare CBS 342.82, 3878 nucleotides long. RefSeq lists its product as uncharacterized. The transcript has 2 exons. Gene Ontology annotation, molecular function: ATP binding; ATP-dependent chromatin remodeler activity. The record is from RefSeq and is a predicted model, not a curated record. Lineage: Eukaryota; Fungi; Ascomycota; Dothideomycetes; Mycosphaerellales; Dissoconiaceae. Bases 302 to 3613 code for a protein of 1103 amino acids.
CUCCAUCAUCUCCACGGGGCAGAAGAACACGAGAAAUACGGGAACAAGAUGUCCUUUGAUCUUUCUAACAGCGAAGACCUUGUUACGUUUCCAACAUGAAUUGAAUUCCGAUCCUAGAUCGUGACAUGUCAUUGAUCGUCGCCUCAUCUCACUCUUUCCUCCUUCAACAAGGACAUCACAGCGUCUACAUCGCUCUUGCCGUCGAUAUCGAUAUACGAAUGUGGUCUCCAAGGACCUAGUCACAUUCUCACCACGUCGACCCUUCGCAUUUGAGAUAUAAACGUAGCCAACUUUCAACAAGAUGAAUCCCGCACAGCUGCUCAAUCCCAAGGCAUUCGCCAAAGGGAAGAAGGCGAGUCCAAAGACUCCAAAUUAUGGACCCAAGCAAUCACGCAAGCCGAUGAACGCAAACGCUCUGCUCAAUCCCAAGGGCGCUUCAUCAGCUACCGCCAGCGCUGAUGCCGAACCUGUCAACCAUAACAGCAGCAACGAUACCGCGUCCGUGGAAGCACCAUCAGAUGGUCCUGGGAUGGCCAGUCUAAUUGAACGGCUACACAAUGUCACUGAGCGCGUUGAAGUUCCUCAGACAAAGCGGAAGAUUGUAGCCGUUGAUGGUGAUACUACUGAAGCUGAUGAUGCCAAACGGGCCAAAUCGACCUUCAAUGGUGGUUCGAACGGCGGUAUCAUUAGUGACCACUUACGCGAUGAGCGGCAAAAGGCCAUUGCCAAAAUGCCACCUCCCUCCGACACAGUUGACUUGACCGCGGAUAAUGCUGAAGAUGACGAUGUUGUUGUCACUGCCGUCAACAAUGUUUCUGAGGACGAUGAGAUCUGCAUUGGAGUCCUGAAUGCGACGAUUAACGCGCACCGGGUUCCCCAUGUCUCUGUCCAGGGAGCGAGGCUGGUCGGAAAAGACUUCUGGCCACCGACGAGGAUCACGCUCGAAGAUCGAUCUCUACCACCUGCCAAAAACAACGUCAUAUUUGUUCGCGACCGCAAAGGAAACCGCUUUGGCAAACUUGAACUGCGUGUGGCUCAAGUGCUCGGCCCGAUCAUCGAAGGAAAUCAAAUGAACAAGACGAGAUAUACUCUUAUGCUGCUUAAUCGUCCUCGUGCGCCAGGCGAAUCCAUCGGAGACGGCGUGUCACUGACACUCAAGACCGAGAUUACAGUCUUCUGUCCGCGAAAGCUGGGCCGCAACCUCGGUCAAUAUCUAUCUAGACACCAACUUUUUCUCAGCAACCCAAGAGUUGACGUCAAUAGGCAAGUCGUGAACCCACACGAACCUCAGGUAUAUCAGGCCAUCACAAAGAGUGGAACAGUUGCAGGCAAGUCUGGAAAAGGCGCAAAUGCAGCAUCGUAUGUUACGCGCACCGCAGAAGAGAUCAGUCGAGAAACAUCUGAUAUGUUCGAUCAGCUUGCAGAGGCAGCUGACCUCCCAGAGGUCGAAGCAGAUAGUGCCUACAUCACGACGCCACUCUUGCCCCAUCAAAAGCAAGGACUGUAUUUUCUCACUCAGCAUGAAGACGCCGACAAUGUGGACUACCAGGCUGGGGGCUCAGCUUCGCUCUGGAAGCACAAGCCAAAGAAUAAUGGCAGAACCGCUUGGUGCCACGUCAUUACUGGCGAAGAGGUGCUUGAAAAGCCAAAACCGCUGCAAGGCGGCAUUCUGGCAGACAUGAUGGGUCUUGGCAAGUCAUUGUCUAUUCUUGCGUUGAUCGCGAGUACCCAUGGUGAUGCCAAACGUUUUAGAAACAGACGAGUGGAGUCCGAUGGCUUAGACACUGAAUGCAAUGGUCGUGGGACCUUGAUCAUCUGUCCAAUGUCCGUCCUUUCGAGUUGGGACGAUGAAAUCAAAAAGCAUGUAACCCCCGGGAAGCUCAGAGUUUACGUCUAUCACGGGGCAUCGCGCAUGCAGUAUACGCACGAGCUGGCCAAGUUUGACAUUGUCUUGACCACCUACAACACAGUCGCUACGGAAUGGGGCAAUGAGAAGGCACCGAAGAAAGCACUGGCAUUGGUCAAUUGGUUUCGAAUUGUCCUUGAUGAGGCGCAUCAGAUCCGAAACCAGAAGUCAAACACGUUCAAUGCAUGCUGCGAAAUCCAAGCCGAGCGGCGAUGGGCGGUCUCAGGAACGCCAAUGCAGAACUACCUCAAUGACAUGGGCGCGCUCAUUCGUUUCCUGAAGCUCCGCCCCUUUGACAAAAUCAAUGUCUGGCAACAAUACAUCAUGGCUCCUCUCAAGCUCGGAGACGCGAAUGCGGUCAAGCAGUUACAACUUAUCGUCAAAAGUAUCACUCUCCGCCGCCUGAAGAGCAAGAUCGAUCUUCCACCGCUUCAAGAACAAGUCGUUCGACUCGAUUUUACUCCUGCAGAGCAAAGUCUCUAUCAAGCAUUUCUUACCAAGCUAGGUGUCCACGUUCGCGUAAUGACCUCCGCUGACAAGCGGUCUCCGAAGGCCGUGGCACGUUCGCAUGUGUUCAGGUCUUUGUAUCACUUGCGUGCCAUUUCUGCUCAUGGCCGUGAAAUGCUCAGUGAGGAGGAUAUGAAAGAAAUUGAGGGUGACACAGCUGAGACAGCCAUCUCGAUGAUCGAUCUUGGCGAUGAACCUGAGAUGCAGGGAGGUGACGAUUUCCUUACGCAAGACCAGGCUUACGAGGAGUUGGAGGUGAUGAAAAGCGCCGACUUGAACAACUGCAUGUCUUGCGAUCGCGAGAUCGGCAAUGAGAAGGGUGAAAACGACGACGAUGUCGACGGAGGAUCCCCUUCAGAUAGCCCAGAUGAUGACGACAUCAUCGGCUAUCUCACACCAUGUCUACAUUUCGUUUGCAGACGGUGCAAAGCUGAUCCUUCCACAUAUCAAUUGUCACCAACUCAAGAUGGCUAUUACACCUGUCCAAGCUGUGAAGCGUACAGACCUAUCGGACUGAUCGAGCUCCGCAAGAGCACUCGCCAGCGUCUCGGUCAUCUCCGCCAGAAUCCUCAGCGACUGACUAAAAAUGCCAAAUGGACUCCAGAAACCUACUCCGGUCCACAUACUAAGGUCCGCGCUCUGAUCGAAGAGAUCAAGCGCUCAGCCGAAGAAUCUGCUGAGCUUCCACGCGGCGAGCCACCAAUCCGAUCCGUUGUGUUCAGCCAGUGGACACAGAUCCUCGAUCUCAUUUCCUUUGCUUUCGCGCGCGAAGGCAUCGCACAUCUCCGUCUCGAUGGCACCCUAAGCCUUUCAAAGCGCGGCGCCGUGCUCAAAGAAUUCCGCAGCGAUCCCUCCAUCCGUGUCUUGCUCGUCAGCAUUCAAGCCGGCGGCCAAGGUCUCACGCUCACAGCCGCCAACCGAGCGUACAUCAUGGACCCAGGCUUCAAUCCCGGCGUGGAAGACCAGGCCGCGGAUCGCCUCCAUCGUUAUGGACAGACGCGUCCCGUGCGAAUCACCUAUUUCGUCAUGAACAACAGCGUGGAAGAGAUGGUCCGGAAAGUGGCGCAGAAGAAACGUAAGAUGGCGGAGAUUACCAUCGAUGGUGGAAAGUCUGGAAAGGCUUCGGGACUCAAAGGGAAGGAGAAGAGAGAGCAGGAGACACAGUUGAAAGUGGAGGAGAUCAUCGCCUUGUUCAAGUAAACGGAAUCAAGCGUAGAAGAAAGAGUGGCAGGGAUGGACUUCUGUUCGCCGGAUGGUAUGGGAAAGCUUCGCAAGAAUGCCUGUGACGCACCGCCUUUGCAACAUUGCAACAUCACCUAGAAUUUGUAUUUAGCGACUCCAGCGUUAAAUGGCUAGGGGCAAAGAGAAAUCACACGAACGAUCAUGAGUGUCCAUCAUGUCUUCUUAGCCUCUUUAGCAUGAUAUUGCUCUACCACUUAGAAGGAUUCACGGGAAACACACUCUU